AUGUCUGACGAAAGAACUUUUAUUGCUAUCAAGCCAGAUGGUGUCCAAAGAGGUUUAAUCUCUGCUAUCUUAGGUAGAUUCGAAAACAGAGGUUACAAGUUAGUUGGUAUCAAGUUGGUUCAACCAACCGAAUCUCUCUUGAGAACCCACUACUCUGACUUGCAAGAAAAGCCAUUCUUCCCAAGUUUAUUAUCCUACAUGUUAUCCGGUCCAGUCUUAGCCACUGUCUGGGAAGGUAAGGAUGUUGUCAAGCAAGGUCGUGCUAUCUUGGGUGCCACCAACCCAUUAGCUUCUGCUCCAGGUACCAUCAGAGGUGACUUUGCUAUUGACAUGGGUAGAAACGUCUGUCACGGUUCUGACUCUGUUGAAUCUGCUCAAAAGGAAAUUGCCUUAUG
Spathaspora passalidarum NRRL Y-27907 is the source of this 395-nucleotide messenger RNA. RefSeq names its product nucleoside diphosphate kinase (gene YNK1). NCBI's taxonomy places the organism in Eukaryota, Fungi, Ascomycota, Pichiomycetes, Serinales, Debaryomycetaceae. The annotation marks the transcript as partial. Gene Ontology annotation, molecular function: nucleoside diphosphate kinase activity. Gene Ontology annotation, biological process: CTP biosynthetic process; GTP biosynthetic process; UTP biosynthetic process. The transcript has a single exon. The record is from RefSeq and is a predicted model, not a curated record.